Molecule: messenger RNA, 3333 nt
Organism: Bufo gargarizans (Asiatic toad)
Lineage: Eukaryota; Metazoa; Chordata; Amphibia; Anura; Bufonidae
Gene: SGIP1
Product: SH3GL interacting endocytic adaptor 1
Exons: 25
Coding region: 139-2598 (819 amino acids)
Biological process (GO): clathrin coat assembly; clathrin-dependent endocytosis
Cellular component (GO): cytoplasm; plasma membrane; clathrin-coated vesicle
Source: RefSeq, a predicted model, not a curated record
CCGUCUCCUCACAGCAUCCUCCUGAGCUGCUGCUGCCGAGGGCCCUCAAGACACACCGAGGCGGGCCCCUGACGCCGCACAGCCACACACUGCCGCCCUUCAGCCUCCUGGGAGAUUAAGGAAUGAUAUUGUGCCACCAUGAUGGAAGGAUUGAAAAAACGUACCAGAAAGGCAUUUGGCAUACGGAAGAAAGAGAAAGACACUGAUUCCACGGGAUCACCAGACAGGGACAGCACUAAGAAAGCAAAUGGAGCACCAAAUGGAUUCUAUGCAGAGAUUGACUGGGAGCGAUAUACUAGUCCAGAAGUGGAUGAGGAGGGCUACAGCAUCAGGCCUGAUAUGGAGCCUGGCUCUACCAAAGGAAAACACUUCUAUUCCUCAAGUGAGUCUGAGGAAGAACAAGAGUCUCGCAAGAAGUUCAAUAUCAGGAUAAAGCCUUUGCAGGCCAAAGACAGCCUGAAGAGUGCCGCCACGGUGGACGAGCUAAAAGCCUCCAUAGGAAACAUUGCACUGUCCCCUUCCCCAGUGAGACGUAGCCCGGGCACAAUUAAGAGACACUUGUCAAGUGAAGAGAUAGCAAGGCCGAGGCGUUCAACUCCUACAGCUGAGAUUGCAAGUAAGAAAGCACCUGCUGAAUUAUUCGGUCCUCCUCUGGAGACUGCCUUUGAAGGUCCACGGUCUGAAGUUUCGCUAGACCAGUCUGAAAUAUGGGGAGCCUCUCAAAUAGGUACCACAGCUCCAGAAUCUCCAAAGCUGUCAAGACCGUUCCCAACUGGAACACCUCCACCCAUUCCACCCAAAAAUAUUCCAGCCACACCACCCAGAACUGCUUCACCAUUACCAGCCGGAACAGAUCAAGGACUUGCUGCUGGAGGAGAGCAAAAAGAAACGGUCAUCACAGAAGAACGACCUGCUUCUAUCAGUGACUUGGACAGUAUUUUUGGCCCUGUUUUAUCCCCCAAGUCUGUAGCUAUCAGCUCUGAAGAAAAGUGGAUCAGAUUUAAUGACCAUUCCCCAGAAAAGAUUUGCUCCUCUUCUCCACCACUUCCUUCUUCCCCACGUCCCCCUCGUUCUCCUCCUCCCCCUCGUUCACCGCCGCCUCCUCUUUCACCUCCUCCUCCUCUUUCUCCUCCUCCCCCUCGUUCACCUCCUCCUCCUCUUUCUCCUCCUCGAAAUAUUCCCUCACCCCUCAACCUGGAGGAAGUCCACAAAAAAAUUGCAGAACAGUCAUUCAUUAAAGAUGAUAUACUGGAGACUGCUGCAUCUCCUAAAGAUUUUGGCCCUGGUCAAAGAGCUACACCGCCCCCACUUCCUCCACCUACCUACAGAGCAGUGGUGUCAUCUCCGGGACCCAGUGGCGCAGGAAGUGCAAGUGGAACAUCAUCUCCUGCUCGCCCUGCUACUCCACUAGCCGCCUGCAGUACAACCCCACCACCACCACCCCCGCGUCCUCCAUCUCGGCCUAAAGUACCACCUGGGAAACCUGCAGUAACAGAUCCACGCCCAUUCAGUCCACCCAUCCAUUCAUCCAGCCCACCUCCCUUCGCCCCCUUGGCCCGAGCUGAGAGCACCUCCUCCAUUUCUUCAGCAACGUCUUUGAGUGCAGCCACCACACCGACAGUCGAAGGCGAUGCAUUUGCUGACAAACGGCCCCCGUUUGACAGACGAGAGACGCCUGCAGAGAAUGAACAGCCUUCCCUCAUUUGGUUUGACCGAGGAAAAUUUUAUUUGACUUUUGAAGGAUCUUCUAGAGGACCAAGCCCCCUAACCAUGGGGGCCCAGGAUACCCUGCCAGUGGCAGCCGCCUUUACAGAGACGGUGAACGCUUACUUCAAAGGGGUGGAUACCAAUAAGUUGAUAGUGAAAAUCACAGGAGAAAUGGUCUUGUCAUUCCCAGCUGGAAUCACCCGUCAUUUCUCCAACAACCCAGCACCAGCCGCACUGACUUUCCGCAUCACAAACUACAGCCAGUUAGAACACGUCCUGCCGAAUCCACAGCUCCUUUGCUGUGACAACACGCAGUCCACUCCUAAUGCAAAAGAAUUCUGGGUCAACAUGCCAAACUUGAUGACGCAUCUGAAGAAAGUCUCAGAACAAAAGCCACAAGCGACUUAUUAUAAUGUAGACAUGUUGAAAUAUCAGGUAUCUUCACAGGGCCUCCAGUCUACUCCUUUGAAUCUUGCAGUGAACUGGAGGUGCGAACCUACCAGCACAGAUCUCCGGAUAGACUACAAAUACAAUCCUGAGUCCAUGGCCUCACCGGUAGCCCUGAACAACGUCCAAUUCAUUAUCCCUAUAGAUGGUGGAGUGAAGAAACUCCAGGCAGUGCUUCCCGCUGCUGUAUGGAAUGCAGAACAACAGAGGAUAUUAUGGAAAAUUCCAGAUAUUUCCCAGAAAUCAGAAAAUGGAGGUGUUGGCUCUUUGCUCGCGAGGUUCCAGCUGUCAGAAGGCCCCAGUAAACCAGCGCCCUUAGCGGUACAGUUCACUAGCGAAGGAAGCACUUUGUCUGGAUGUGACAUCGAGCUUGUAGGAGGAGGGUACAGGUUCUCACUUGUGAAAAAGAGGUUUGCAGCAGGAAAGUACCUAGCUGACGUCUAAUGGAGGACUACACCCCCAAGGAGCAGUGUUCCCGAACAAGCUGUAAUUUUAAAGAUCAUGAACUCUUCUUGGAGCGUGGGAAAUUUCUGCUGGAAGUUGCGUCAACUUCUUCCCAAGCAUUUUCCACAGAAACCUUCGUGUCGCCCUGUCCUGCAGUAUUUAUAUCUAGGUGUAAUAUUGUUGAUGGUUUUAAAAAAUGUAAUUAUCGUAUUUGUAAAUUGUACCUAAUUCAGUAAGGCUGUAUUUUGGCAGUUAGACUCUCGUUUCAACAUUUUACCAUUGAUAAAUGGAUGUAAUUAAGCGGUUAUAUAUAUAUAUAUGUAAAGAUAAAAACAACUGAGUAGUACUGUUGAAUGGCACACUGCUUAUAAGGAGAUUUUUGUGUAUAUAUAAAACAGCGGUCUGCAACCCAUAGCCCUUCUGCUGUUGUGGGACUAUCACUCCCAGCAUGAAGUUGUAAUUUCAUAACAGCUAGAGGGCCACAGGUUGCAGCCCACUGAUAUAGAGUGAAAUGUAUUAUAUCAGUAGUUAUGAUAGGGGGUGCCUACGGUUAAACAAUGUCUUGAAUCCUUGUCUAUGCACAUGACAACAGUCUCCGAACAUGCAAAUCAUUUAGACAUGACAUUUGCAUGACAAUGUCAGAAGGAUGUCACAGGAUCAAAAAGCAAAAAAACAAGAAACCCACACACAGAACAAGGUUUGUCAAGUAAACCAAUAAAGCUUUCGAAUACAAAA